AUGACUGAGGGUAUCACCAACGGAGUAGGCGCCGUUCUACAGUCAAACAGCGUAGUGGUCAUCGCUGGGGCAACGUUCCUGGCAUUGAUUCUGUAUCGUUUCAUCUACCAACCUCUAUACGCAAACCCUCUCGGACAGAUUCCAGGUUCAAAGCUAUUUUCAGCAACUAAAUGGCGGCUUGCACUUGCUGACUAUCACGGUGUCCGGACGCAAACAAUUCACUCGUUGCAUCAACAAUACGGUACCGCAGUACGCAUUGGCCCAAAUGAAGUAUCCUUCUCCUCUCUAAGUGCGUUGAGAACGAUCUAUGGCGCUGGAUCCGGCUUCGAAAGAACAGUCUUCUAUCGAAUGUUCGAUGCCUAUGGGCGCCAGAAUCUCUUUACCUUUGCUGGCACUAAACAGCACGCCGAGAGGAAGAAACUACUUGCCCAUGCCUACUCAAAGAGUGUGAUACUUUCGCCUAACGCGAUAGCAAGACCAUUGAUAGAGAAGAAUGUGAAGAGCUACCUCGAGCUUCUGGAACGUGAAAAAGAUGUGGCCGAGGAGAUAUUCCAGAGCCUACAUUGGUUCAGCUUGGACAGCAUCACCGGGUUCCUCUACGGAGAAAAAUAUGGGGGAACACAUGCAGUCACUGGCAAUGACGACCACAGAAAACUCAUUGGUGAUAUUAUUGAUCCCAGCCGACGAAAGCUGAGCUGGUAUGCUACACAUUUGAAGAGCUACACAAAGUGGCUUUAUAAUCGAACUGGAAUGAUGGAGAGACUUGUCACCAGUCUCGGAUUAUUGCCGAUGGAAAAGCCGGCCACGUACACUGGAAUUCGAGCCCACGCACUCCAGUCCUGGACAGAUUUUGAGGCCGCCGUCAAUGAAAAACCACCAUCUCAGGAUUUUGCCAUUAUCGAAAAGCUUUGGAAACAGAGCAAGCUAGGUAAAGGAAGUCGUCUUGACGGCCUUGAUAUGGCUUCCGAGCUGGCAGAUCAUUUCCUCGCCGGCAUAGACACCACAAGCGAUACACUGAUGUUCACGAUUUGGGCCAUCUCUCGCGAAGAAAAUCGAGAGUAUCAAAAGAAAUUGAUCGAGGAGGUUGAUCAAAUUUCUAAGAUGGAUUGCAAUGAUGACGGCAACCCGACUGCGGAAGCCGUGGACAAACUUCCAUAUCUUGAUGCUAUCAUAAAGGAGACCCUUAGGCUCUAUGCUCCUUUGCCAGCCUCGGAGCCGCGGUCACUACCAGUUGAUACAACUAUUGACGGAUACUUGAUUCCCGCUGGAACAGUUGUGAGCAUGUCGCCAUAUACACUUCAUCGAAACCCAGAAGUGUUUCCAGACCCCCUGAAGUUCAAGCCCGAGCGGUGGUUAGGCCAGUGUGGUGAUUUAACGGAGAUGAAGAAAUGGUUCUGGGCAUUUUCCAGUGGAGGCCGGAUGUGUAUUGGCCUGCAUCUUGCUAUGGCAGAGAUGACGACAUUGCUUGCAGCUAUCUAUAGGCGGUAUUCGACCAGUGAGUAUGAGCGGCAAAGAGGAACCGGUCCAGUCAUCACAAGCCGAUUUGAAGUAUUCUACGACGAGACUCUUCCAAAAGCUGAGGAACAUGAGUGUUUUAUCAAAUUUGAGAAACGGCACAGCGCGAAAACGACAUAG
Messenger RNA from Penicillium subrubescens, 1635 nucleotides. RefSeq names its product cytochrome P450. The record is from RefSeq and is a predicted model, not a curated record. Lineage: Eukaryota; Fungi; Ascomycota; Eurotiomycetes; Eurotiales; Aspergillaceae. The transcript has 4 exons. Gene Ontology annotation, molecular function: oxidoreductase activity, acting on paired donors, with incorporation or reduction of molecular oxygen; iron ion binding; heme binding. The coding region runs from base 1 to 1635 and encodes 544 amino acids.